Messenger RNA from Drosophila bipectinata, 5957 nucleotides. It is a transcript of the gene sas, whose product is annotated as stranded at second. The record is from RefSeq and is a predicted model, not a curated record. Lineage: Eukaryota; Metazoa; Arthropoda; Insecta; Diptera; Drosophilidae. Gene Ontology annotation, cellular component: extracellular matrix. Gene Ontology annotation, molecular function: integrin binding; heparin binding. Gene Ontology annotation, biological process: signal transduction; cell adhesion.
UCAGUUGCUGGUCGUGCCUCAGACGGAGCGGUCUGAACGAUCGUAUUUGAACAACCGCGUUGUCCGCAAACGUGGCCAGAGAUAACAGAGGAGAAAAAAUUAAAAAAAAAAACCUAUAUCUUUUGCCGGAAGAUUACUAUAAAUUAACUAUAACAAGUGCAAACGUGUGAGAAAAAAUCGUAAAAGAAGGGAAACAGAGAAAAAAAAACGGAUAGAUUAACCAAAAUGCAGACGUGUAGAAGAAGAAAAGCCCGAGGCGACCCAGCCACGAUCUCUUGGAGGAGAAUGUGUUUGGCCACUCUCUGUGGAUUGCUGCUGCUUGGCAUUCAAAUCGAGCAUGCGGCGUCUGCGCCUGCAGGCGAGGAUGCAGCAGAAACAACAAUGCCAGCGUUGGAUACAACAACAGACUCCCCAGUCGCAGCAUCGCCAGUUACAACAACAAUUGCCUCAGAACAAAGCACCAACAUCAGCAACAACAACAGCAGCAGCUCCACCACCACCACCACCGAGGCAGCGGAUAGUUCAACGACUUCCACGACAACAACCACUGAAGCUACCAACAAAUCGAAUGCGGCCGAAGCUGAGAUAACAACCAUCUUGCCAGCUUCAAGCAGCAUUCCCGAGGAGUCCAGUGUACGGUCGACGAGCAUUGAACCGAUUACCUCCACGGAGCCCACUACAACUCCCCGCCAGGAGACCUCUGUGCCUGAGCAGCCACUGAUCUUCUCCCACACGGAGCCGGAUCAGAGUCACAUCCAGCACAUUCCACUGAGGGAUGAGCACGCCGAGAAUAGCGGCAGCGAUGACAGCACCACGGAAAUGCUGAAGGAUCAGCAGCUGAAGCAGGAUCGGGAGGAUCAGCAGAACGAACUGAAUCAGAUUUCUAAUGAACAGGACGAUGUGGUCAAGGAUCUGAAUAAUUUCCGGCAUCCGGCCACUCUCAUAACGGCCAGCAAUAGCAACAGCGAGGAGAACAGCGAAAGCGAAAGUGACAAACAAGUUGAGACAACAACAGCCACUGCAGCAACAUCUACAGGUACUCCGGCAACUUCUACAGAAACACCAGCAACAUCGAGCAGUACAACAACAGCAACAAGCACAACAACAGAGCAGAAUGAACGAGAAGAAGAUCCCUAUCAUGUGCAUAUACUGUCCGAGAAUCAUGAUCGCCUGGCCGAACACGAAGAUUAUCAAAUGCUCUCGACCAGCACCGAGGAAUCGAGCUCGACAACAACGACCACAGAGUCCGGUAUUGUUGUCAGCCAGGAGAACAAGGCAACGGCCGAGCCUUCGACUGCAACAGAGUCAACAACGACAACGACAACAACUUCCACAACAACGUCUGGUGCGGCAACAACAUCUCGAGCACGCGCCAUGCAUAUGAAUGAGCCAGAAAAUGAAAAUGAAAUGGCAACCACUAUAAUGCCGGACAGCGAAUCGGGCCCAGUGAUUAACAUCGUUGAAGGACAGCACUGGCAGCAGGAGACCGAGUCCACCAGCUCCACCACUGAGGCUGGCACAACCACAAGUAGCAGCACCGACAGCAGCACCACCACUACCACGACCACAACCACUGAACCAUCGCCAUUUGUGGCUUUUGCGGGAGAGGGAAGGUCUGCGGGUGGCAAUGACGAUGUUGAGCUCUUCCUGCAUCACAAUUCCAACGCUACUCAUGAGCAGAUCAUGGAUCUCAGUGAUGUUAACAUGGAAGAGGAUCAGAAUGAGAGUAGCAGCAGCUCCACCACCACAACUACGACGACAUCAUCCACUACGACAACUGCACAACCGGAAACGGAAAUGCCCAAAAUCGUAGAGAUCACUGCCAGCGGGGAUACCAUGCAACGCGAGUGUCUGGCCAAUAACAAGAGCUACAAGCACGGUGAGAUGAUGGAUCGUGAGUGUGACGAGAAGUGCACUUGCAACCGUGGAGACUGGAUGUGCGAGCCGCGCUGCAAGGGAUUGAGUUAUCCGCGUGGCAGCCAGCGCAGCAUGGCGAAUCCCAAUUGCCGGGAGCGCGAGGUGGAGGAGGACUCAUGCUGUCGAGUGAUGGAAUGCAACGAUCCUCUGCUAGAGCCCACGGUGGUAACAUCGGAGGGUGCCGCACCAUCGAUUGUGGGAAAACAGGAAGAGGUUCCAGCUACCACGACACCAUCCAACGAAGACGAAGCCACGCCCAAGACGCGCACCGAUUGCCACUACAAGGGAGGAGUAUACAAGUUCCGGGAGCGUCUGGAGAUCGGCUGCGAACAGAUCUGCCACUGUGAUGAUGGUGGCAUCAUGGACUGCCGACCCAGGUGCCCGGAGAGGAAUCAUACGCGUGCGGACAAGUGUGUCUAUGUAAAGGAUCCCAAGGAUGUGUGCUGCCAGUUGGAGUUGUGCGAUGUCACCUUAGAUGAUCACGAACAGCAGCAGCCGGCGCUGCAGAGCAACAACAGCGAAGACCCAGAGGAGCAGCUGCAUCCAGAGAACAUCUAUGGAUUCCAAGAGCAGGCUCGAGAUGCGGGUGGUGCUGCCCAGACUUGCACCUUCAAGGGAUCAGAAUACGAGGUGGGCCAGCAGUUCCGCGAUGGCUGCGAUCAGUUGUGCCUCUGCAACGAGCAGGGCAUCCAUUGUGCCAAGCUCGAGUGCCCCUCGAACUUUGGUCUGGAUGUCCAGGAUCCGCACUGCAUUCGCUGGGAGCCUGUGCCGGCGGAUUUCAAGCCCAGUCCGCCAAACUGCUGUCCGGAGAGCAUGCGGUGUGUGGACAACGGCACCUGCACCUACCAGGGCGUGCAGAUCGACAACUGGUCGCCGAUUCCCGCCAACCUGACAGGCUGCGAUCAACACUGCUACUGCGAAAAUGGUCGCGUGGAGUGCAGGGCGGCUUGUCCCCCGGUUCCGGCUCUGCCUCCAGCGGAUCUGCCCUGCCAUCCGGCCUUGGCCCGCCUGCUGCCCAUUCCCGAUGAUGAGUGCUGCAAGCACUGGACCUGUGCCCCACAAACCCCGAAGACCGGCGGAGAAGAAAAGGAGGAGGAGGAGCCGGCAUCCCAGCUCCCUGAAAAUGAAACAGCAACAACAACGACAGCGACAACAGUAGCGACAAGUACAACUAACAAGGUCCCGCCAAUGAAAAAGGACGAAGACAAGAAGUCCUCAAGUGGAGCAUUCUAUCCCACUCUCGAUGGGAAGCCCCCGAAGUCCCUAGGUGGCCUCGGCAUCUUUGAGAAGCCGGAGAAGCCCGAAAAGGGUCACAAGAAGGUGCAACAUCAGCAACAACACCAGCAACAUCAACAGCAACAUCAUCAGCAGGAGCAGCAGCAACAUCAAAACGAUGUGAUAUUCGAUGGAGAUCGUCCGGAGGAGCAAGAAGGACCUCUGCCACCCAAUGGCGGGUUUGUUCCAUUUCCAUUCAGCCACCAACAUCCCCAUCAGCAGCACCUUGGACCCUAUGGUUUUUACAAUCCUGUCAAGCCUGUCUACGAGGACUACAAUCCCUAUGAGCCCUAUGACAUUAAUCCCAAUGGAACCCCUCAGGGAAAACCGCCACCAGUGCCCACUAGUCAGUCGGAUUUGUUUAAUAUUUUGGGCGCCGAUCAGCCAGGACAUCCUGGUCAGCAAGGUCACCCCGGGCAUCCGGGACAUCCUGGUCACCAAGGACAAUCGCAAAAGGAUAACCACAAUUUACCCUCGCAAGUGAGAAUCGAGCAGAUAUUGCAACACCUGCAGCAAAGUGUUCCAGGAGGACCUCCCCACCAGCAGCAACAACAGCCGCAGCAAACUCUGGCACCACAGCCUCAACAUCCAGGACAUUAUGUGCCCAUUGUGCACAGUGGAGUCCCGCCACCACCGCCAGCUCAUGGUAUUGCCAUUGUGGAUGGCCAGCCGGUGGCUUAUGAGAGUUAUCCAGUGAUACCUGGACUGGGAGUACCACCAUCCACGCUGCACCACCAGCAGCAGCAUGCGGCUACCACGCAACAGCACCAGCAGCAAGCGAUCCUGCCCAGCUCGAGCACCACGUCCGGCUUAUCCACUCAGGCCAGUGAGCACAGCUUGCACCAGAAUCAGGACAAACUGGCCAAGCAGCCACCGCCUCCACCGCCGCAGUCAGGUGUUAGUAGCCUGCAGCCUGACAUUGAAGUCCACACCCUGGAGGCCAUCGAUCCCAAGACCAUUCGUAUCGUUUUCACAGUGCCUCAGGUUUACGUGAACCUUCAUGGACGAGUGGAACUGCGUUACACGAACGGUCCCAGCAACGACACUUCCACCUGGGAGCAGCAGAUCUUUGCCCCUCCCGAGGACCUCAUUGCCACCUCCCAAAUGGAAUUUGAUCUGCCCCAAUUGGAGCCCAACUCCCUGUACAAGGUGAAAAUCACUCUCAUCCUCCGCGAUCUGAACUCCCAGCCCACGAGUAGUGUUUACACCGUGAAAACGCCACCAGAGCGAACUAUUACUCCGCCUCCACCGUUUACGGACUACAGGCCCGACUUCCAGGACAUUUUCAAGAACGUGGAGGAUCCGGAGCUGACGGUGAGCGAAACAAACGCCAGCUGGCUACAGCUUACCUGGAAGAAACUGCCCGACGAACAGAUGGAGUACGUGGAUGGCGUCCAGUUACGGUACAAGGAACUGACCGGCAUGAUCUACUCAUCUUCUCCGCUGAUUCACCGCACUCUGACCAGCUACACCAUCCAGAAUCUGCAACCGGAUACGGGUUACGAGAUCGGACUCUACUACAUCCCACUGGCGGGUCACGGCGCAGAGCUGCGAGCCGGGCACAUGAUCAAGGUGCGAACGGCCCCGAAGGUCGAUGUCUACGGCUUUGAUGUGACCGUGAAUGUCACUAAGGUCAAGACCCAGAGCGUGGAGAUCUCUUGGAACGGAGUUCCCUAUCCAGAGGAUAAGUUUGUGCACAUCUAUCGGGCCAUUUACCAGAGCGAUGCUGGCAAGGAGGACUCCAGUGUCUUCAAGGUGGCCAAGCGAGACAGCACCACGGGCACUCUGAUCAUGGACCUGAAGCCGGGCACCAAGUACCGACUCUGGCUGGAGAUGUAUCUCACCAAUGGAAACACCAAGAAGAGCAAUGUGGUGAACUUCAUCACCAAGCCAGGUGGUCCAUCUACUCCCGGAAAGACUGGAAAACUCCUAACCGCGGGCACCGACCAACCCGUCGGCGAUUACUACGGUCCCUUGGUGGUGGUUUCGGUGAUCGCCGCCCUGGCCAUCAUGUCCACACUGGCCUUACUCCUGAUCAUCACCAGAAGGCGAGUGCACCAAACUGCCUCCAUCACUCCUCCCCGCAAAAGCGAUGCUGCCUACGAUAAUCCCUCUUACAAGGUGGAGAUCCAACAGGAGACUAUGAAUCUGUAACUGAAUCGCAAUGCCCUCCAAAAACCACUAGUUUAAAAAACAGAUUCUUGUAAAUAUUUAAUGGAAAAAGAAAAACUCAGUGUCAGUAAAAAAGCGAGUUCAUAAGUAACAAUCCGGAAUCGAACAGAUUAAAUCUAAUGGAGGAGUAUAUAAUUUUCAUAAAUCGGCGCAAGAUCAGAAAAUUUGUUAAAAUCGCAAUAGCCGCCAUGUUGUAUGUAGUGGUUAAGUAAUCUAAAGAUAAAAAACAAACACACAUUUUUUGUUAAACAAUUUGUGACUUGUGUAAAUAGAGAGAGAGUGAGACACCCUAAUGAUGAUGAACUAAUUGAGAAGAGCUCCAAAAACUAAAAAUUUCUAGCGAUUUCGAAAUGCCCGAAAUACGAGUUUAGUUAGUUUAACUUGUAAAUUUUAGCUUUACACUUAUCGUAAUUAAAAGGCGCAUCCUGCAACGCGAACAAGAUCAGCGACGACCACGGGAAUAUUGGGUUCAAUGAUGCGUUCUCCGAUUAACAGUCCAUAAAUAUUUAAAUUAGCUUUUAAACAACCUACAGAGAUAUGCAUAUGUAUGUAUGGAUAAAUAAAGAUAAAAUAAUAAACAAUUAAAUAAUCAA